AUGGCUCUUAAUAAUUUCACCAUAUUGGAUCUUGCAGUGGCUAAUUUGGCUGAACAAUAUGUUAGUGUGCGCCUUGGUUACGGAAAUGGCACAUUUCAAAGUAAAAUUAAGUGUGUUGUUGGUGAUAUUCAGAUGUUUGUGGCAGUGGGUGAUUUCAAUGACGACUCCAGAUUAGAUUUAUUAGUAGUCGAUGUGAUGGAUAGAGUCAGCAUGUUACUUGGCAAUGGCAACGGAACGUUUCAAAGUCCAGUGAACUACACUAUUGGUCGUAAUCCAUCUUCGAUAGUAAUAGGUGAUUUUGAUGAAGAUAAUAAAUCGGAUUUGGUAGUGACCAACUCCGCUGCUAGUACUGUCGGUAUGUUACUUGGUAAUGGGGAUGGGAUAUUUUCAAUUCAACCGAAGUAUAGCGCUAGUUGGGCAUCAGACUCUGUUACUGCAGGCGAUUUCAAUAACGACAGCAAAUUGGAUCUUGCCGUGGCAAACUAUCAUGGCAAUAACGUGAGUAUACUACUCGGAAUGGUGAUGGGAUAUUUCAGAAUCAAACGAAUAACGAACUUUGAUGAAGGUACCGUCAGUGUGCUUCUGGGAAAUGGAAAUGGAACCUUUCGAAAUCAAACGAAAUAUAUCGUCGGUUCACAUCCAUGUUCCAUGACAAUAGGUGAUUUUUUUUUUAACAAUGAUACAAAAUUAGACUUUGCAGUGACUAGAUUCUUCGAAAGCAUUGCCAAUGUACUGCUUGGGAAUGAAGCUGGAACGUUUCGAAAUGGAACGAUGCUAGCAUAUGGUUCUGGUUCGGUAUCGAUAUCGAAAGGUGAUUUUAAUAAUGAUGCUAAACUGGAUCUAGUGGUGACGAAUGUAUAUAAUAAGAGCAUCAGUGUAUUGCUUGGUAAUGGAGAUGGAACGUUUCAAAAUCAAACGAAAUAUACAAUUAGUAGUUCACCAAAUUCUGUAACAAUAGAUGAUUUUAACAAUGAUACCAAACUAGAUCUAGCUGUGGCUAACUAUGAUAACAAUACUAUUAGUGUAUUAACUGGCAAAGGAGAUGGCACUUUUGAAAAUCAAAUUACAUAUCUGACUGGUUUUUCUCUCAUGUCUGUUAUAUCAGCUGAUUUCAAUAAUGAUAAGAAACAAGAUUUAGUGGUAGCCAACUUUGCUGAUAAUAGUAUUAGUGUCCUAUCUGGUAACGCAGAUGGUACAUUCCAAAAUCAAUUGGCAUAUACGAGUGGUUCGUACUCAAUGUCUGUCACAGAAGGUGAUUUUAAUGAUGAUAAUAAAUUGGAUUUAGCAGUAGCUAACUAUAACGACGACAGCGUCACUAUUCUUUUGAAUGUAUGUUCCUAA
Messenger RNA from Didymodactylos carnosus, 1341 nucleotides. The record is from the annotation of a GenBank genome assembly. Lineage: Eukaryota; Metazoa; Rotifera; Eurotatoria; Philodinida; Philodinidae.